AGUUUUAUUGGUUAAAUGAUUAGUCUACAAUCAAGGUCUUAUUCAUAUUUCUAUACUUUCGAAUACUUGAUGAAAGCAGUCGACUAGUUUAAAGUUUCGAAAAAAAAAAGAACUAAAAACAUAGCAAAACUCACUAAAUGUCUAUAAGAUAAUGAAGUGCUGUAGUCGUUCCACAUUUGGAAUUUAUAUUGGUUGCAUUUAUAUACUAUUCGACACAGUUGGUCUUAUAUUUUAUUGGUAUCUAGAUGAUGCGUUUGCGGCCAGAUUCAUAUUUUCCAUAAUAUAUAUAUUAUUGGUCUGUAAUUCUAGUUUUUUAAUAGUGGGCAUUGUAAAGAAACGUUACAAAUUGAUACAACCCUGGUUGAUACUAUAUGGACUUAUACUCACUGUCAUGUGUUUAUAUUUCUUACAUAGUAUUACAUUAUCUACAUGUGCACUAAUGUACAUGUUGGCUUUAUUGGUCAUAGGACUUUUUGGUCUAACAUUGGGGCGCAUCUACAAUUUGUAUCGUGAUAUACGCAUUCAAAAUAUUGAAAACACUUGUAAAGGACAACGAAUAGCUAAAGAAUGCACAAUAGAGUUAAUUGUGUAAAAUCGGUUAAUUUAUCUUUUUAUAUUCUUGUUAGACACUUCUAAGAGCUUUUAGAGAUUCUGUUUAGAAUCCAUCAAAUAACAGAUAUUUAUUUCUUUAACUAAAAAUAUAUUUUUAUGAAAUUUUUAUGUCGAUGAUUUCAUACAAAAUAA
Molecule: messenger RNA, 744 nt
Organism: Lucilia sericata (common green bottle fly)
Lineage: Eukaryota; Metazoa; Arthropoda; Insecta; Diptera; Calliphoridae
Exons: 4
Coding region: 152-592 (146 amino acids)
Source: RefSeq, a predicted model, not a curated record